This is a messenger RNA of Scheffersomyces coipomensis, 1611 nucleotides long. RefSeq lists its product as uncharacterized. The transcript has a single exon. Bases 1 to 1611 code for a protein of 536 amino acids. NCBI's taxonomy places the organism in Eukaryota, Fungi, Ascomycota, Pichiomycetes, Serinales, Debaryomycetaceae. The record is from RefSeq and is a predicted model, not a curated record.
AUGUUGGGUGAUACUGCUAUUCAACCUCCCAUGUUAGACGACCCCCCCACUCAGUUUUUACAACCACCAUUUCAACAACUUACAUUAUCAUCUCCAUCACCAAAGGAACAACUCACACAACCUCAACCCCAUCAUGAAUCAUCUAAUUCACACUCACCACGUCUUCAGAAACAGAGACAACAACAUCAUCUUCAACAACAACAACAACAACAACAGCCACCACAAGAACACUUUCAAUAUCAAAAACAAAGAUCUCAACCUAAACUUAAUCUGCAACAACAAUAUAUCCUUCAACAAACUCAACAACAAAAACAACAGCAACAACAGAAACAAUUGAAACUUAAGGAAUAUGAAAUCAUAUGUGCUUUCUUAACUCAAGUGUUGAAUCUUGAUGAUCCUAAAGCUAUAUUAGGAACUAUCACCACCAGAUCCACCACUACUCAUUUACUUCCAAAUAUUCAAUUUCCAAAUGAUACUUGGUUAAUUGAAGAUAUAGUUAUCAAAGAUAGUAAGAUCAAAACUACUUUAUUACAAGAAAUCAAUAGUAUGUUUGAACAACAAUUAAUUAAAACCAAUUCUCAACAUAGUCAUCAUAAUAGUAAUGUUAAUAUCGAUACGCAAAUUAAUUAUUAUGAAAAAUUAUUAAUUGCUUAUAAAGUUUAUAAUGUUCCAGGAAAGAGUAAUGAUAAUUAUGUUCCACCCAUGUUAAGUCUUAAUGAAUCUGAUGAAAAUUAUGAAGAUCAAGAAUCAUUUCCUUCACCAAAUUUAGAUGAUUCAGAUGUUCUGAGUAGAAAAUCAGGUAAAAAGAGAUUCUCCAUGUUUACAAGUCAUAAUAAUAAUAAUAAUAAUAAUAAUAAUAAAACCAAUGAAAAUGAUAAUGCUACUAUAAUUUCAUCCACCACUGCCGAUGUAAAUUCAUCCUUAUCAUCAAAUACUACUCUUAAACAUAAUUCAAAUGGAGAAAUCUUAAAUUCAAUCUUAUCAAAAUCAAAAAUUUAUAAUAAAUUAAAAAAACGUGAUUCUUCAUCAUCAUCUAAUAAUUCCAUACUUUCAUCCUCCACAAAUGGAAAUGGUAAUAUCGGAGCUCCAACCACUCCAACCCUUCCUAAUGGUCCUAUAAUCUCCACUCCUAAUAAUUCAAACUAUACUCAUUCUAAUAAUAGAAAUAGUGUGAGUAGUACCAUGACUGCAUCCACCAUGAGUUCUACACCAAGAUCAUCUACCAUUAGCAAUCGUCGUAGAAUCAGUUCCACUUCCGAUUUAAAUGAAGCAAGAUCAUAUCCAAAUCCUCCUAGUAUCAAUACUAAUAAUAAUAACAAUGGUCAAGCAAACUCACCAUAUUCUAAUGUUCCAUUAACUUUCCAACAAAGAAUUGAUAAUAAAAAGGAAAAAUAUGAAUAUUAUGUUCAUUUAAUUCGAUUAUAUACCAUCAGUCAAAGAUUAAUGAAACAACUUCAACAAGGUACAAAUGAAAUUGAUCAACUUAAAUGGACGAAAUAUUUGGAUUUCAUUAAGAAUAAAUUAUUCAAAUUCAUCAUUAUUGAUGUAUUGAAAUUAGUAUUGGAUUAUGGGUAUAUGAAUAGUAAAGGUUUAAUCAAGAGGCUGCAAUAA